AGAGGACCUACCUCGCAAAACAUUCAUUUCCUAGAAAAAUACAUACCAACAAGCCCCCCAAUGGGUGGAACAAGCAAAUCUUCAGAGUCUGGGAAAAGCACCCAGCCAUCCAUUACAGACAGAACAUUCACAGGAGUAGGCAACCUCAUCAAGCUCCUUCCUACUGGGACUGUGUUCUUGUUCCAGUUCCUCAACCCUGUGCUGACCAACAAUGGUCAUUGCCACACCAUUAACAAGUACUUAACAGGGAUUCUCCUAGGAGUUUGUGGCUUCUCUUGUUGUUUCUCUUCUUUCACUGACAGUUACUUUGGCAGUGAUGGAAUGACUCACUAUGGGGUGGCAACAAAGAAUGGUCUUUGGCCAUCUUCUGCUUCUGAGUCAGUGAACUUAUCAGCAUAUAAGCUGAGGGUGGGGGACUUUGUUCAUGCUUUCCUCUCAUUGACUGUGUUUGCUGUGGUGGCCCUUUUGGACUCUAACACAGUGGACUGCUUCUAUCCAUCUUUUGAAUCAACUGAGAAGCUUUUGCUUAUGGUCUUACCUCCUGUUAUUGGUGCUAUUUCAAGUACAGUGUUCAUGGUGUUCCCUAACAAGCGCCAUGGGAUCGGCUAUCCUGCAAGUCAGACUCCACAUGAGUCCUAGUUCAUUGGAAUCUAUUAUGGUUGUAUUCUUCUUCCUCCUUCCUCCUUAAUAGUUAUAUGUAUGUCCAUUCAAAAAGAAGAGGGAAAGACUCGUGCUAUUUCCCUUAGAAUAUGUAAUAAGUUUGUUCUGGCCAGGCCCUUCAACUAAGCUUUCCAAGAAGGGGUAAUGAAUGACACUAUCAUUUUCCAUUUUCAUA
Vitis riparia (riverbank grape) is the source of this 835-nucleotide messenger RNA. RefSeq names its product protein DMP2-like. The transcript has a single exon. Lineage: Eukaryota; Viridiplantae; Streptophyta; Magnoliopsida; Vitales; Vitaceae. The coding region runs from base 61 to 639 and encodes 192 amino acids. The record is from RefSeq and is a predicted model, not a curated record. Gene Ontology annotation, biological process: endomembrane system organization.